Molecule: messenger RNA, 354 nt
Organism: Penaeus vannamei (Pacific white shrimp)
Lineage: Eukaryota; Metazoa; Arthropoda; Malacostraca; Decapoda; Penaeidae
Source: RefSeq, a predicted model, not a curated record
AUGUCGCUGAAGAGCUUCCUUCAGUUACCUUUGGAGCGCAUGAGGAGGAGGUCGCGCUUCGCUGGCGUCAUGGGGGCCAAUCAGAUGACCUUCGACCUCGGCCACAGUCCCAACACCCCUCCCGCAGACGCCAGCGGGAUCGACGCCCUCAUCCGGGACAUCGAGGCGACCUUUGACCUGGUCUUGGUGGCGGAGCGCAUGGACGAGUCCCUGGUGCUGCUCGGGAGGGCGCUGUGCUGGCCGACGCAGGACCUCGUCGCCCUCGUCAAGAACCAGAGGAUGCAGGGCGGCGAGGAGCUGGGAGAGGAAGGUGCCGUUGGGUUUCCUGGGUUGGGGCGCUCGCUCUGUGUUUAG